UUCUUCGUUGCCCUUAUUCAAAUCGAUACUAACAUAUAUGUAAUAAAGAAAGACAGCAAGACAAAUAUACAAGCCAAAUUUAACCAUUCCAACCACUGUUCCAUAUACCCAGCGAAAUAUCAUUCUGACGAUCGAGUAUACGACGUAAAGCAACGCGAAAAGAGUGAAGA
Racocetra persica is the source of this 170-nucleotide messenger RNA. NCBI's taxonomy places the organism in Eukaryota, Fungi, Glomeromycota, Glomeromycetes, Diversisporales, Gigasporaceae. The record is from the annotation of a GenBank genome assembly.